This is a messenger RNA of Schistosoma margrebowiei, 151 nucleotides long. NCBI's taxonomy places the organism in Eukaryota, Metazoa, Platyhelminthes, Trematoda, Strigeidida, Schistosomatidae. The record is from the annotation of a GenBank genome assembly.
GCGCGGUAGUCGAAAUGGUCAGCUUACUGCCAUAAUCCGAUACUGUAAGCAUUUUAUGCUGCAUUUAUUCCCGAAUUAUUUUCAUCUUAAAUCCUGCACUGUAUAUUCGCACUAUGAUAAAUUUCAUGUUAUUGUUCAGUCGUCAAGGUAA